Phytophthora nicotianae INRA-310 is the source of this 342-nucleotide messenger RNA. RefSeq lists its product as hypothetical. The record is from RefSeq and is a predicted model, not a curated record. NCBI's taxonomy places the organism in Eukaryota, Oomycota, Peronosporomycetes, Peronosporales, Peronosporaceae. The transcript has 2 exons. Bases 1 to 342 code for a protein of 113 amino acids.
AUGGCUCCGAUCGACUAUAUUUAUCCGCGAUGGCUACUGGAAGCAGACGUGAAACGACCUGGGGAUGAUGAGCAGACCCGACAGUGCCAUCUACUCUCGAGACAGCCGUUUUACCUGAAGGAGGCACAGAACACGGAGAGGAGAGUUUAUGGGAUGAAACCGCUACAAGAGAUAAUGACGGGUGAAUUGACGGACAUUGAUAACCAGUUGAAAUCCACCAACAAGUUGUUGAACAGCACCAACCACUUGGAAACCAACACCAUUGAGCCUUCGGAGAGCGGAACUCGUCUGGAAGAAGGGAAGGAGAAGAAAGGAACACAACAGGUGCAUUUAAUACGAUAG